CAUCUUUAUUUUGUGUUCCACUGGGGGGGGGGGGAUCAGGUUUGAAACUACACGACAGCGAAUAAAUUAUGUCAGAAUGUUCAGUUGUGUGUAAAGGAUUCCUUCCGUUGUUUUUCGAAGCGCUUUCUCGUCGAGCACCGCGUGUCCCCUCUGACUACCCGUAACAUGUGUGUCGUGUUGCGUGCGGUAAACACUGAGAGGUCUGUUUUUAACACGAAAGCUGAUCCUGAUUCCUGCAGUGCAGUAAAUGCAGAAAUACGCCUGACGACAUACAACAGUGCAGCUGACUGUCCCAGAAACAACCCGGAUAGUUUGUGUGGACAUGAUCAGCCGCUACGUUCUGUUCGCUAGAGCACUGUUGAACACUCGGCUGUUGAAUGCAGAUCUUCAGCCAGCACUGAUCCAGUCUGCUCAGGUGAAGCUGUGUGUCAGAGCUCAGAGACACUGUUGUGUGAGGCUACAGCCUGCCAUAGCGUGUGCACAAGAGCAGGCCAGCAUCAUGGAGGAGAUCAACAAUAACUCUGUGUCCACACAACAACAACACAGCACUACACAGCAGAUCAACACUACACAGGCAGUCAAGAAGGUCAAAAAAGCAAAGAAAGAGCCAAAGAGAGUGGCAGGCAAGAAGAAGAAGAAGAAGCAGAAGGAGGCAGAAAGCGCCUGCAGCCUGAUGUCCGAGCUUCCCUUCGUGAACACAGAGGUCUGGAAGGAGCUGGGCUUCUCCAGUGCAGAAUCGAGCGUGAAGAAGAAGCGUAAGAGAGGACACGGCGCUCGAGUGGAGAGUGAGGAGGAUGGUGAGAAGAAGAAGAAGAAGGAGACGGCUCGCCCAAACUACUUUGUCUCGGUGCCAAUCACCAACCCAGAGGUACGAGCCGGAGCCAGUGACAGAGUCAUGCUUACAGCAGAGCCUCUCAUGUGCCAUGCUGACAAUAAAUACGCUGCGUCUACAUUGUCAGAGCUGGCGUCUCCUCUGAAUGCACUGCUGGGGGGCCGGAGGCUGGUCCUGCCCUUCUGUGGAAUCGGACACUUUAAACAGGAAGUGGCUUUCGUUCAGAUCACGGAAGGAGAGCAUCUGACCACACUCACGCUCAUGGCAGAGAGCGUGAGGAAGGCGUUUGAGGAGCAAGGCAUCGCGUCUGGAGAUGACAAAGCAUUCAAACCUCAUCUGACGUUUCUCAAACUCUCACGAGCACCUAAACUACGCAAGCAGGGUGUUAAGAAGCUAGAUCCGGCGCUGUUCUCUGAGUUCGAGGGCCGUGUGUUUGGAGACGAAUACGUGUGUAGAGUGGACCUGUGCUCCAUGCUGAAGAAAAAGAGCGCAGAUGGAUACUACCACCGAGAGAAGAGCGUCAGCUUCAAUCUUUUGCAAAGCAGGCAGCGUGCCACUCGGACAAGUAUUAAGAAUUCCCCGGAGGAUGAGGAGUUAGUGAGUCUGAGUAAGCAGCUGGUGGAAGAUGCCGUGUUGCGGGCCGUGCAGCAGUACAUGGAGGAAACUCAACAGAACGGCACCGCGCCGAAAGACGAGGCUCCGCCGGGGGCCGCCGGCAAACUUAACACCACCAAAUGACCACGUGAGCCCUGAGCCGGACCCUGCGGAGAGCCGCAACACGCCUCCACCUGCCAGGGGGCGCCAGAGCGCAGCGGAGAGCGAUUGAGUUGAGCUGAAGUGGAGCAGAGAGUGAACACAAGCCAAGUGAAGACGCACACAGCACUCGAACUGAACUUUAUUUUCCUGCCUUCCCCCCGUCCUGCAUCACUAUCUGUUUGACUUUAUUUGUGACGGAUCCUUCAGAGAACAAGCACACAGGUUCACACACACACACACACACACACACACACACACACAUGCUGCUGUAGUGUCCGGAGGCCAUUGCUUUGGCAUCUUCACAUCUGACAAUCACAGUGAACUGCUCAGAUGGACUGCACAUGACCUGCAGGCCUGAAGCCCGAGCCGUCAGAACAGCUUAUGAACUCUGAAAGUGUUAUGAACACGCUGUUGCUUUUGUGUGUGUGUAACCCUGUCAGAUGAUGAUGUGUGUGUUGUUUGUGCCGUAGGGUGUGUGUUUGCUCAGAGCAGAAUGGAUCGGGAAAGAGAGCGCAGGCGGACGCAGGUAGAGGCCAUAAAGACACUGUUAGCACAGGAAAACAUUCGAGCUAAGAUCCGACAGGAGCUCGACUCGGCCGUCAGAGGGAGUCCACACUGAAGCUCAUGGACACACACAACCAUCUCAAAGUAAACGCACUCACACACACAGACCUUCACUGAUGAACACACACACAUACUCUGUGAGGUUCAGAAAAGCCACACACACAUCAGUCCACAGCGUUCUUACUGAAGCGAGGCCGGCCUGAAGUAAGCUUACUAUAUGAUUUUUGGGGGGAAUUAAAAUGUAAAUGAGCUGAUUUGAUUUGUCACAGUGGCCUUAGAGAAAUCACACCUUCUUAUAUUGCUGAAGAACAUGCCGUUUCACUUUUGCUUUUGCGUAUUUUCACCAGAACCUUCAAAUGUGUCUUUUUAUGCUCCCUGUCCUGAUCUCUCUUGAGUUUGCCCGUUCUGAUGAAGUGUUGAAGCCAGCUCCAUUCAUGUAAACAGUGCUGUGACGUCAUCGUUCAGCGUUUCCUUUCCCAUCUGUCACUUUUUUUACUCUUAAAAAUAAAGAUGACAGCGAGUGGACGUGA
Messenger RNA from Sinocyclocheilus grahami, 2682 nucleotides. Its product is annotated as A-kinase anchor protein 7-like. The record is from RefSeq and is a predicted model, not a curated record. Gene Ontology annotation, molecular function: protein kinase A regulatory subunit binding. The transcript has 8 exons. The coding region runs from base 323 to 1570 and encodes 415 amino acids. Lineage: Eukaryota; Metazoa; Chordata; Actinopteri; Cypriniformes; Cyprinidae. Gene Ontology annotation, cellular component: cytosol.